Molecule: messenger RNA, 1577 nt
Organism: Prinia subflava (tawny-flanked prinia)
Lineage: Eukaryota; Metazoa; Chordata; Aves; Passeriformes; Cisticolidae
Gene: PRPH2
Product: peripherin 2
Exons: 3
Coding region: 1-1065 (354 amino acids)
Biological process (GO): visual perception
Cellular component (GO): plasma membrane
Source: RefSeq, a predicted model, not a curated record
AUGGCACUGCUGAAAGUCAAAUUCAAUCAGAAGAAACGGGUAAAACUAGCGCAGGGACUAUGGCUCAUGAACUGGUUUUCGGUGUUUGCUGGAAUCCUUGUUUUUAGCAUGGGAUUGUUCCUCAAAAUUGAGCUCCGGAAGCGAAGCGAAGUGAUGGACAAUUCUGAAAGCCACUUUGUGCCCAAUUCUUUGAUAUUGAUGGGUAUAUUAUCCUGCGCCUUCAAUGGUUUUGCUGGAAAAAUUUGUUAUGAUUCUCUGGAUCCUGCUAAAUUUGCCAAGUGGAAGCCUUUGCUGAAACCUUACCUGGCUCUGUGCUGCGUCUUUAACAUGCUCCUUUUCCUGGUUGCUCUGAUUUGCUUCCUCAUGCGGGGCUCCCUGGACAGCACCCUGGCCCAGGGGCUCAAGAACGGCAUGAAGUUCUACCGGGACACGGACACCCCCGGGAGGUGCUUCAUGAAGAAGACCAUCGACAUGCUCCAGAUCGAGUUCAAGUGCUGCGGCAACAACGGCUACAAAGAUUGGUUCGAAAUCCAGUGGAUCAGCAACAGAUACCUGGACUUCAGCUCCAAAGAAGUGAAAGACCGGAUCAAAAGCAACGUGGACGGGCGGUACCUGGUGGACGGUGUGCCCUUCAGCUGCUGCAACCCCAGCUCCCCCCGGCCCUGCAUCCAGUACCAGGUCACCAACAACUCUGCCCACUACAGCUACGACUACCAGACCGAGGAGCUCAACCUGUGGCGCCGCGGCUGCCGGGAAGCGCUGCUGAACUACUACAGCGGCAUGAUGAGCUCCAUGGGCGCCGUCAUCAUCCUCGUCUGGCUCUUCGAGAUGUCGGUGAUGGUUGGCCUGCGCCUCCUGCACACCUCCCUGGAAAGCAUCGCCAAUCCCGAGGACCCCGAGUGCGAAAGCGAAGGGUGGGUCCUGGAGAACAGCCUGAAGGACACUUUCAAAUCCGCGCUGGAGAAUUUGAAAAAGCUGGGUAAGUUCAACCAGGUGGAGGCAGGAGCCGAAGGCGCCGAAGGAGAGGAAGGUGGGAAGACGCCAGCCAUCACGACAGUCAGCUGAGCUGCUCAUUGAGGUGGACUUUUUCUCAGAGAAAAAUAACAUAAACUGAGAAUUGUGAAUAAUCUCCAUUUUAAAAGCUAUGUAUCAUCCACCAGAACACACAUUUCUACGCAUGGUCACUUUUGUAUGUGGGAGCGUACCACAUAGUGCACCUUGGGAUAAAACACUUAUCCACAAUGUGAGUACACCAUAUCCGUAUCCCUUUGGGAAUAUGACCCCAACUAGGACUUCAAUAUUCACGUGUUCCCUUAUCAGAGACAGUUAGUUUAAGGAAAAAAAAUAAAAACUAAAAAAAAAAGAUUGCUGGCAUCACAUGGCAAUAUCCAUUCCAUCUUAUUUUGAAAUUAAAAGUGGAAUUUGAAAAGUUAAGGGUUUUUUGCUCAAGUUGUUUCACCAGCGUACUUUCUGUACUUAAGCUUUUAAGGAGAAACAGAUUGGGUUUCUGGAGAGUAACAUGAUAGAAUUCAAAGAAAGAAGGAUUUCCAGAAUUGUAUAUAACUUAGUAUACAGGU